Molecule: messenger RNA, 2358 nt
Organism: Lizanozyma spartinae
Lineage: Eukaryota; Fungi; Ascomycota; Pichiomycetes; Serinales; Debaryomycetaceae
Gene: SEC18
Product: AAA family ATPase
Exons: 1
Coding region: 1-2358 (785 amino acids)
Biological process (GO): Golgi to plasma membrane protein transport; intra-Golgi vesicle-mediated transport; SNARE complex disassembly
Cellular component (GO): Golgi stack
Molecular function (GO): ATP hydrolysis activity; ATP binding
Source: RefSeq, a predicted model, not a curated record
AUGGAAAAAUUUGGAUUCCAUAAAGUUUCAAACUCUCCGACCCACCCGGGCGCUCCGACAAUCACUCACUAUAGAAAUGAUGAUGUUCCACCAAACGUUCCUCCACGUCGAAAUGAUGAUGCCAGAUUUGCUACUGCUCAAUUUGCAGCAGGUGCAUGUCCAUCAAACCAAGUAGCUUUGUCUAAUCGUGUUGCCGUUAAUCCAAACGAUUUCCCUCAAGUUGCUGAUAAUUCCCCCAUUGCUCUUGAUAAUCGAUUUGUAUACCAUAUGAUUAAAGAUCCUUCUAUGGCUCCACACUCAGUCGGUCUUGCUGGUAAUAUGCGUACAUGGGGUGGAUGGUCACUUGGAUCCCAAUUAACUGUGUCUUCAUGGCCCGCUUCUGCCACCCAAUAUUUAAGCCGAAUUGAUUUAUUGGUUGAUUUCCGUUCUAAAUCCAAAGCUCAUUCUUUACCAAUUUCUCAUGAAGAAUUGGUUGAUGUAUUUCUUGCUAAUUACUCAAAUCAAAUCUUACAACCCACUCAAACUAUUGUGAUGGAUUUUAAAGGUCAAAUCUUUCAAAUCUUGAUCAAUUCAGUGGAAAUAAUUGAUCGUCAAACCACUAAAUUGACCCAAUCAACAGAAAUAGAUUUAAAGGGGGUUUUACUUAAACAAACAGAUAUAAACUUUUACCCAUAUCAAGACUCUAAAAUUCAAAUUGUCACUCACACUGGGAACAAACAGGGCAAAGCAAUUACUCAAGUUCGGCCCAGAGCUAAAAAACCAAUCAUUAACCCUGAUUUUAAAUUGGAAGAUUUGGGUAUUGGUGGGUUGGAUGAAGAAUUCAAGGAUAUCUUUAGAAGAGCAUUUAAUUCUCGUAUUUUACCCCCAGAAUUGGCUACUAAAUUGGCAAUAAAGCAUUGCAAAGGUCUUUUACUUUAUGGUCCUCCAGGUACAGGUAAAACAUUAAUUGCUAGAAAAUUAUCUAAAAUGCUUAAUGGUAAGGAACCAAAGAUUGUAAAUGGUCCUGAAAUGUUAAGUAAAUAUGUUGGGCAAUCUGAAGAAAACAUUAGAGCUUUAUUCAAAGAAGCAGAGGCUGAAUUUAAGCAAAAGGGUGAUGAUUCUGAUUUGCAUGUUAUUAUUUUUGAUGAAUUGGAUUCAGUCUUCAAACAAAGAGGAUCUGCUCGUAGCGAUGGUACUGGAGUUGGAGAUAAUGUUGUUAAUCAAUUAUUGUCUAAGAUGGAUGGUGUCGAUCAAUUAAAUAAUAUUUUGGUUAUUGGUAUGACCAAUAGAUUAGAUUUGAUUGACUCUGCACUUUUAAGACCGGGUCGUUUUGAAAUCCAGAUUGAAAUUAGUUUACCUGAUGAAAAAGGUCGUAAACAAAUUCUUUUAAUUCAUACCAAUGAAUUACGUGAAAAUGGAAUGCUAGCAGCUGAUAUUGAUUUCGAUGAACUUGCAACUCAAACUAAAAACUUUACUGGUGCCGAAAUAGAAGGGUUAUGUAACUCUGCCAAAUCCUUUGCUAUAUCAAGACACACUAAAUCCAAUUCCAUUGCUACAUUGGAUAUUCUGUCGAUUAAUUCAAUGAAGGUGAGUCGAGAUGAUUUCCUUUUGGCUUUGGAUGAAGUUGUUCCUGCUUUUGGUACCAAUGAAGAAGAUUUAAAACGUCAAGCACCUCAUGGAAUCAUUGAAUUUUCAGAAUAUAUUAAUACCUUAUUUGUUAAAGGUGAAUCAUUUAUUGAAGAAAUCAAACAUUCUGAAACCGAACAAUUGAUUACUGUUUUACUUUAUGGAGCACCAGGUACUGGGAAAUCGGCCAUAGCUGCUCGAUUAGCUGAACUGUCCAAAUUCCCCUUUGUUAAGCUUUUAUCAGCAGAAAACAUUGUGGGGAUGUCUGAACCAGCUAAAAUCCAAUACAUUGAUAAUUUGUUCCGAGACGUUUAUAAAUCUCCAUUAUCAGUAUUGGUGAUUGAUAAGAUCGAAACCUUAAUCAACUAUGUCCCAAUUGGGCCCCGAUUCUCCAAUGAGAUACUUCAAUUACUUAUGGUAUAUUUGUCUAAGAAACCUCCAAAGGAUAGAAAGUUGUUGAUCUUGGGUACAACGUCUCAAUUCACUACCUUGAAGCAUAUGAAUUUGACAGACAGUUUCACAAAUACCCUUGCCAUUAAACCGGUCAAUACAGAGGAGAUCGGUAAAGUCAUGGCAAAAUUAGGAUUGAUGAAUGAACUGGAAAGACAUGCAAUUGUAACUGAAUUGAGUUCUAUGCGUCCUCUUUCCAUUGGGAUCAAGAAGUUGAUCCAAGUGCUUAUGAACUGUAAGUAUUUGGGAAGUAAUGUUAAUGGUGUAGUCGAAGCAAUCGUUGAAGCUUCAGAAGAUGUCUGA